AGCUCCGGCUGCGUGCUCUGGAGUUAAGGCUGGAUUAGGUCGGGAGGCAGUGAAUGAAAGUUGUUUUCUCUCUGAUGAAAUAUUCUCACAGCAUUACGCUUCCAUUAGAUUUACAUUUCGAGUUGCCAUGUUUGUGAAACUAUUAUCUGUAAACAGCCCAGUUUUCAGAUGUUUGAAAACUUUACACAACCGUUCUGCACGAGGGUUCAGCAUUGGAGCCGCUUCCCUUGGCUCAGUGAGUUUAAAGGGUCGCAGUUGUCUCACAUUGAAAGAUUUCAGCUCAGAUGAAAUCAAGAAGGUGUUGUGGGUGUCAGGGGAUCUAAAACAUCGGAUCAAGCAUGAAAAACAGUAUCUUCCUCUUCUGCAAGGAAAGUCGAUUGCUAUGAUAUUUGAGAAGAGGAGCACCAGAACAAGAAUGUCCACAGAAACAGGUUUUGCUUUGCUGGGUGGACACCCCUGUUUCCUCACCUCUCAGGACAUCCACCUGGGUGUGAAUGAGAGCUGCACAGACACAGCUAGGGUUCUCUCAGGGCUCUGUGAUAUUGUCUUGGCGCGAGUGUACAGCCACUCCACGCUGGAGGAGCUGGAUAAGGAGGCCUCCAUUCCCAUCAUCAACGGUCUGUCUGACCUCUACCACCCAAUCCAGAUUCUGGCUGACUUCCUCACUUUGCAGGAGCAUUAUGGCUCUCUUAGUGGAUUAACAGUGAGCUGGAUUGGAGAUGGCAACAACGUCCUCCACUCCUUCAUGAUGGCCGCAGCCAAACUGGGAGUUCACCUUAAGAUUGCUACACCAAAGGGGUAUGAGCCAGAGAAGAGUGUUAUUCAGGAGGCACAGAGACUCUCCAAAGAGCAUGGGACCCAGCUCGUUCUGACCUCUGACCCGAUGGAGGCCGCCCACGGCAGCAAUGUUUUGGUCACUGACACUUGGGUCAGCAUGGGACAGGAGGAAGAGAAGAAAAAGAGGCUCAAAGAUUUUCAAGGUUACCAGAUUACAAUGCAGACAGGAAGUGUGGCCAAACCAGACUGGACCUUCCUGCAUUGUCUGCCCCGAAAAAUGGAGGAGGUGGACGACCAGGUGUUCUACUCCUCCCGUUCGCUCGUCUUCCCUGAGGCUGAGAACAGGAAGUGGACAAUCAUGGGUCUGAUGGUUUCUCUUCUGACUGACUACACUCCACAGAUCCCAAUGCUAAAGUUUUAACUUCAGAUCUUAAGGUGGUGUUUUACUACAGUCCUCUGCAGUUGGGGCUGAUUUGUAGUUCGCUAUUUUAGCGCAAGACUAGAUAGAUUACCCCAAAGUAAUUGUGUUUACAUUGUUCAGUUCACAUUUAGAGCACAGAUGGCAUGGUUUGGCUCAGCUCACUGUUGAAUAGAAGACUGUUGCCCUGCAGAGUUAUCUGUUUACAUUCUACAUUUACUGUGAUUAAGAACAAUGACUGUGGCAAGCAUGAGGUUUACAGUGAAAAUAUUUUUGUUAUAUGUGUGUUAUUGAAAAGGAAAAGAUUAAUGAUCCUUUCUUCAAGUUGUUUAACAUGGUCUUAACACAAUAUUCUCCAACAGCAACUGACUAUGUCUAUACCACUAUAACAAAUGAACACUGUGUCAUAAGUUGAAUAUAUGUACUUAAUGGUUGAACAUGUUUUUUACGUCACGUUUUUUGUGUAUCAGUGUAUACACAUGCCUUUCACAUCAUAUUCUACAUUUGUAAUGCUGUGCUUGAGUUCUGUUUCUUGAGAGCCUGUGAUGCAGAAAUGAUGGAACAACGCUAAGAAUCAGUUUGUUGUUUACAAAUUAUAAACAAACAUGUUGUCAGCUAUAAAUAAUUUCAGUCCGUAGA
Molecule: messenger RNA, 1834 nt
Organism: Lates calcarifer (barramundi perch)
Lineage: Eukaryota; Metazoa; Chordata; Actinopteri; Centropomidae
Gene: otc
Product: ornithine transcarbamylase
Exons: 10
Coding region: 128-1198 (356 amino acids)
Biological process (GO): L-citrulline biosynthetic process
Cellular component (GO): mitochondrion
Molecular function (GO): ornithine carbamoyltransferase activity; amino acid binding
Source: RefSeq, a predicted model, not a curated record